Messenger RNA from Adineta steineri, 738 nucleotides. NCBI's taxonomy places the organism in Eukaryota, Metazoa, Rotifera, Eurotatoria, Adinetida, Adinetidae. The record is from the annotation of a GenBank genome assembly.
AUGGCUCGUUAUGAAAGAUUUGAUGAUGAUGCGCCAGCACCAAAAUUUACUGUUGUAACAAGAUCAAAUCUUCCAAACGAUCCGGAAAUAAGUGAGAAAAUUGAUCUAUUUGUACCAACAAAUUCAUCAUUAUCAGCUGAAGAAGAAACAACAACUCGUCAUGCACUUAUUACCUUAAAUAUUAUUUCAAUUGUUGUCAGUACAGUCUGUGGUAUAAUUACAUUUUUUCUAGCUGUUGAAGAACAAUCAGCAUCAGCACUUGGUUUUGCUGUUGAUACAAUACUUGAUGUAUUAGCAUUUUUAUCAAUUAUAUGGCGUUUUACAAGUACACAUGAUCAAGUGAAAAAAGAAAUUUAUGUAUUAAGAAUAUUAUCCGUACUUUUUUUUGCUUCUGGUUUUGGUGUAUUCAUUGAUUCAGUAAUUGAUAUUCGCCAUAAAGUUCAUCCAAUACCAAAUCAUUAUUUAGUUGUUGCAGUUGCUAUUCAAACUAUUGUAUUUUUUUGUUUAGCAUUUGGUAAAUAUACUGUAGCAAAAAAAUUAAAUGUUAUCUCAGCAUAUUCCGAUGCAUUUAAUACAUUUAUAUCAGCUUUAAUGGCAUUAUCCGUAGCUUUUAGUAUAACAAUUUAUAAUUCAAAUCAAAGUGUUUGGUAUUUUGAUCCAAUGGUAGGAAUGGUUAUAUCUGUAACAAUUAUGACAUAUGGUGUUUGGAUGAUGUUCAAAUCAUUUCGAGCGACUUAG